UUCUGAGUUCUUGGCUUCAAAGCCAUGGCAACCGAUGAAGAAUUCUGUGAACGUUACUUGCUAGUUAAUGCCAAAGAAGCAAGUCUCUAUGAUUUAGCUUGUAUUUUGAUCUGUUCAACUAGUUUUUUGAAUACCAAAAACUUUUACGAUGAACAAUCAGAAUAUGUCGGGAGGUCAACCCGGGGCAAUAUUCGCCGCAGGUUCGUCAUCUUCGCGUCCAUCCUUGCACAAAAGGUUUUUAUUUGGGCAGAGAAGCCGGUCACUCUAAUAGGGGCUUUGAUCGAGUUAUGGUUGAAUCUUUUAUCUAGCAAUGGAGGGUUUUUUGGGCUUCUGAUCAAUUAUAUACGAGGGAAGGUGGUGAUGCCAGAAGAAUCGCCAGAAAAGUUUGUGUCUAUUGUCGGAGAACUUGAUAAUCGGUUGAAACUGGAUGAAAGUAGUAGAAAAGGCGACGGAAGAUAUAAUCCGUCGCUAGCAAUAAUGGCUGCAAAAUUGUCUUAUGAAAACGAGGCUUUUGUGAAAGCUGCCAUACAAGAUCAAUUGAAGAUGGCGUUUAUAGGCUUCUACAAAUUUUGGAAUGAUUACCAAAAUCAGUUCACAACAUAUGCAACAAUGUUUCAAGAUACAUUAGAUCCCAACUUGAUAGUAGUAGCAUUUAGAGGAACUAAUCCAUUCAACGUGAAAGACUGGAUGACAGAUGUCGAUAUCUCAUGGUACGAGCUCAAAGACAUGAAUGACUCCAAAACCAUUGGUCGAAUUCACGGUGGGUUCAUGAAAGCACUCGGCUUACAAAAGAUAAAAGGUUGGCCAAAAGAACUUGAACCGCCACCAAAUGCAACUGAAGAGCACCCUUUUGCUUACUACAAGAUCAAAGAAAAGCUCAAGGAGAUUUUAGAAAUGAAUACAAACGCAAAGUUUAUACUGACAGGCCACAGUUUAGGAGGGUCGUUAGCGAUUUUGUUUAUGGGUGUGUUAGGGUUACAUGAGGAGACAUGGUUGUUGAAGAAGUUAGAAGGGGUGUAUACUUUUGGUCAACCAAGAGUAGGGGAUGAGAGUUUUGGGAGGUACAUGAUGAAGAUAAUUAAAGAUCAUGAUGUGAAGUAUUUUAGGUAUGUUUAUGGCAAUGAUAUUGUGCCUAGAUUGCCUUUUGAUGAUAAAUCUCUAUUCUUUAAGCAUUUUGGGACAACUCUAUACUUCAACAGCUUCUACGGUGGCAAGGUUAUGGAGGAAGAACCGAACAAGAACUACUUCUCGAUGGUGUGGGCUAUACCCAAGUAUAUCAACGCGUUUUGGGAGAUAAUUAGGAGUUUCAUUUUGCCAUAUUGGAAGGGUAAAGAGUACAAGGAAACACAUAUCGAAAGAUUAUUCCGCAUGGUUGGAAUGAUAAUUCCAGGAUUAGCAGCUCAUAGUCCCAAAGACUAUGUUGAUGUCACUAGACUAGGGACCGAACUUGUACCAACCAUAAAUGAAUAAGUUAGCAUAGAUGAUAAUAUCAUUGUAAAACUGAUUUAACUCUAAACCAUAAAUUCAGUAUCUGAUUUUAAACCA
Messenger RNA from Helianthus annuus (common sunflower), 1545 nucleotides. RefSeq names its product triacylglycerol lipase OBL1. Gene Ontology annotation, biological process: lipid metabolic process. The record is from RefSeq and is a predicted model, not a curated record. Lineage: Eukaryota; Viridiplantae; Streptophyta; Magnoliopsida; Asterales; Asteraceae. The transcript is spliced from 5 exons. Bases 25 to 1470 code for a protein of 481 amino acids. Gene Ontology annotation, molecular function: triacylglycerol lipase activity.